AUGCCAAAAAAUAAGAAGUUAGGGUCGGUAUUGCCAGCCGAAGCCGUUGGCCAGAGUAUAGGAGGUCCUAGUGGACGCUUGUCCACGUCUCUUGAGAUUGAGGACUCGUCAAACGAGAACCUCAAGCAUCGCCUCCAUGAGUGGGCAACCUCAGCGCGAAAUGACGACGAGGCAGGUUCGGAAUACGAGAUGCUUAUGGACCCAAAUCUACCCGAUGAGUAUGAGACACGACGAAAGGGCUCAGGAGAGUCUGGUGAUGAAGCAGCGCUUCUCAGUGGUGAUGAAGACGACGAAGAGGAAGAAAACUCCCCUUAUCCUGAAGUUCGAGCUGCGGUGAGAAAUUUCGACGAAGAUCUUCCAUGCAAUACAGUGAGAGCUUGGACUAUAGGGAUGAUUCUGGUAACUGUCGGGGCUAGUAUAAAUACGCUUUGUUCUCUCCGCCAACCGUCCAUUAGUAUUGGGCCUCUCAUCGCUCAAAUCGUUGCGUGGCCUAUGGGUCAUGGCUGGGCAAAGGUUGUUACUGACAGGGAGUUCACCACUUUCGGUAUAACGUGGACUCUGAAUCCUGGGCCCUUUAAUGUCAAGGAACAUGCAAUCAUCGUUGUCAUGGCCAGUGUGUCAUUCUCUGUCGCGUAUGCUACAGAUAUCAUCCUUGCACAGGUUGUCUUCUACAAGCAGGACUUUGGUAUUGUGUUCCAGCUUCUCCUGACUAUCUCAACGCAAUCUGUGGGAUAUGGCAUUGCGGGGAUGCUACGCAAGUUCUUAGGCAAGUUGUCCCUAUGCUUUCUGGCCCAAUUUCUGAGUAUCUUUGCUGUUGCCACAUGGAUGGCACCUCAGAAUCCUAUUGUGAAUCAGCUAUUUGGAGGACAGACGGGUCUUUCGCUUCUUCCUAUCACCUUUGACUGGACUCAAGUAGCAGGAUACGUUGGCUCGCCGCUCAUUCCACCAUGGCACGCCAUCGCCAAUACCGUCAUCGGAGUUGUUCUGUUCUUCGUUAUAGGAUCAUCCUUUCUUCAUUACGGCGGAGCUUGGUAUGCUGAGUAUUUGCCCAUGAGUGACUCUGGGACUUACGAUAAUACCGGCGCUUCCUAUAAUACCUCCAGGAUUCUCACGAAGGACUUUGAUUUGGAUGAAGAAGAGUACAAGAACUACUCCCCCCUUUUUAUUAGCACCACUUUUGCCAUCUCUUACGGCUUAUCGUUCGCUGCUAUAUCGUCACUCGUUGUCUACACCUAUCUGCAUAACGGAAAGCAGAUCUGGCAACAAUGGAGAAACAGCACAAACGAGAAGCCUGACAUACAUAUGAAGCUCAUGAGAAAGUAUAAAGAGGCUCCUACAUGGUGGUAUAUGUCCCUAUUUGCUGUUAUGCUACUUAUAGGGCUCUAUACAGUACUGGCCUACCCGACCAAUCUCUCCUGGUGGGCUUUCUUGCUUGCUAUAGCCAUUUCUUUUGGUUUUUCUCUGCCUAUAGGCAUUAUCCAAGCCGUUACAAACACUCAGAUUGGCUUGAAUGUAUUGACCGAGUUCAUCUAUGGAUACCUUCAGCCAGGUCGACCUCUAGCGCUCAUGAUGGCGCAAUCGCUUCGUUUUGUCUCGGACUUGAAGUUCGGACAUUACAUGAAGAUCCCCCCUCGAACCAUGUUCCUGUCUCAAGUCGUGGCCACUACAUUCUCGUGCUUCAUACAGAUCGUCGUUCUAAACCUAUCCCUGAAAAACAUACCCGAAGUCUGUGAGAAACCACCCUUCACGUGCCCUGGUGGCCGUGUCUUCUUUGCCGGUAAGUCAUGCAAUCCAUCGCCUACAGCUCUUCCUAAUUGGCUAGCAUCUGUGAUCUGGGGCCUCCUAGGUCCUGCACGCAUGUUUUCCCCUGGUCAGGUAUACUCUGGCCUCUUCUUCUUCUUUGUCUUGGGUGCCAUUACACCAAUAGUCAUCUAUGUCUCAGCCAAACGAUGGCCGAGGUCUCCGGUGCGAUAUCUCAUGGCACCCCUCAUAUUCGGAGGUGCAGGGGCGAUCCCACCCGCAACGCCGCUGAAUUAUCUCUCAUGGGGCAUUGUUGGCUUCGUCUUCCAGUUCUGGAUCAAGAAGCGCCACUUCAGGUGGUGGACCAGACUCAACUUCCUGACGUCGUCGGCUCUCGAUCUAGGUCUCGCCCUAGCGACUUUGUUCAUCUUCUUUGCUUUUACGCUGCAUGGUGUAGAUCCGCCAAGCUGGUGGGGGAACAAUAUUGUCACCUCGACGAUGGAUGUCCAGGGGACCGCGAUACAAGCUCACGUACCGGAUGGAGAGCGAUUCGGGCCCGAGAACUGGUGA
This is a messenger RNA of Fusarium tjaetaba, 2310 nucleotides long. RefSeq lists its product as uncharacterized. NCBI's taxonomy places the organism in Eukaryota, Fungi, Ascomycota, Sordariomycetes, Hypocreales, Nectriaceae. Bases 1 to 2310 code for a protein of 769 amino acids. The record is from RefSeq and is a predicted model, not a curated record. Gene Ontology annotation, molecular function: oligopeptide transmembrane transporter activity. The transcript has 6 exons. Gene Ontology annotation, biological process: transmembrane transport.